AUGGAAAACCAAACUUUUAUAAAGGAGUUUAUUUUCCUGGGUUUUUCAAACCAUCCUGAUCUCUAUAUUUUAUUCUUCUUUAUGUUCUUUUCAAUCUACACAAUAACUUUAGUGGGGAAUGCUCUGAUCAUCACUUUGAUCAAGAUUGAUGUUACUCUGCAUGCACCUAUGUACUAUUUCUUGACAAAUUUGUCCUUUCUAGACAUUUGUUAUAUCUCUGCCACAAUCCCCGUUAUGCUCAUUAAUUUUUUUCGACUCAGGAAAACUAUCUCAUAUAUAGGAUGUGUUGCCCAAUUGUUUUUCCUCAUUACUUGUGCAGGAACAGAAUGUGUACUGUUGGCUGUCAUGGCAUAUGAUCGCUAUGUGGCUAUUUGUAGUCCUUUGCAUUAUUCCAGCAUCAUGAACCAUAGUGCUUGCAGGAGGAUGACAGGGUUCUCCUGGUUUUGUGGUUUAGCAAACUCAUUGGUGCACACCCUUCUUGCAUCAUCCUUAAACAUCUGCAAAUCCAAUCAGCUCAGCCACUUCUUCUGUGAUGUCCCCUUGCUUUUGAAGCUCUCUUGCUCAGACACAUCAGUGAAUGAAGCUGUACUCCAUCUAGCCAGUGCUUUGAUAGGACUCACCCCCUGCCUCUUUACACUUAUCUCCUACAUCCGCAUCAUUGGCACCAUUCUGAAGAUCAAGACCUCCAAAGGCAGAACGAAGGCUUUCUCUACCUGUGCUUCACAUCUGAUUGUGGUCAUAGUAUUUUAUGGUACUGCUAACUUUAAUUAUAACAGGCCUAGUUCAGGAUACUCUCUGGAUAUUGAUACUUUAGUUUCCUCUCUAUAUUGUAUUGUGACUCCCAUGUUAAAUCCAAUUAUUUAUAGUCUUAGGAAUAAAGAGGUAAAGGCCAGCCUAAUGAAAAUGAAACAAAAAAAUUUUUUUGGCAAUUAG
Messenger RNA from Thamnophis elegans (Western terrestrial garter snake), 933 nucleotides. Its product is annotated as olfactory receptor 5V1-like. Gene Ontology annotation, cellular component: membrane. The transcript has a single exon. Bases 1 to 933 code for a protein of 310 amino acids. NCBI's taxonomy places the organism in Eukaryota, Metazoa, Chordata, Lepidosauria, Squamata, Natricidae. Gene Ontology annotation, molecular function: olfactory receptor activity; G protein-coupled receptor activity. Gene Ontology annotation, biological process: G protein-coupled receptor signaling pathway. The record is from RefSeq and is a predicted model, not a curated record.